GUCGAAUGUGAUGAUUUUAUCAAACUGUGGGAUCCCCGUGGACUAGUCACCAUUGCCAAGCUGGCAACCAGCCAUACUCUAAUUGGCAAACAAAGAUCGCAAGGAUUGCAGAUCGGACUGACGGUCAGAGAUGACUGAAUCACAUGCCAGCAGUCAUCGAACUUUAAGACAAUGCAAAAGCCGGAGAUUGAGCGUAGAAAGAGCAGCCCACUAUUCCGCUUCACUUAGAUCCGCACCUUCCAAUCCCAGCUUGCUCAGCGGCCGGGCCACAGGGCAGCAAUAUAAGGGGAUUCAAUAUGACAUAGCUACCCCCUCCUCAAAUCAUCCUCAUUGCAUGAUCCGCAACCAUGUUGGCCAACUCAGGGACGACAUUCCACCCAACAACCCCAUCCCCAGGUCGGACAUUUGCCAACCAGGACAAGCUACCAAAGCUCCCCAUUCCACCGCUGGAAGAUACCUGCAAGCGUUACUUGAAAGCACUGCGCGGAUUACAAGACGAUCGUGAACAUGCUGCAACUACUCGCGCGGUACAACGCUUCCUCGAAGGAGAAGGUCCGCAACUCCAGGAGCGUCUGAUACAGUGGGCAGCGAGUCGAGCAAGCUAUAUUGAGGACUUUUGGUAUGAGAGCUACCUAUUGCAGAGUGACCCAGUCGUCCUCUCGCUUAACCCCUUCUUCGUGUUAGAGAACGACCCCAUGCCGGACCGCGGAUCCCAGUUGCCUCGCGCGGCAGCACUUAUCAUCUCAUCGCUCGGCUUCAUACAUGAUCUCCGACACGAAUUGCUGAACCCUGACACCGUUCGCGGUCGUCCACUUGACAUGGAUCAAUAUACUCGGCUGUUUGGCACUGCCAGGAUACCCACAGACAAGGGAUGUAAAAUGGUCGUUAACGAGGAGGCACGUCACAUUGUAGUACUCCGGCGAGGACAGUUCUACUGGUUCGACGUUCUCGACGACGAUAAUCGUCCACUGCUAACAGAAAGAGAAGUGCUCCGAAACCUUCAGGCUAUCGUGAGAGACGCGGACAAGACCCCCAUCACUGAGGUUGCUCGCAACGCUAUUGGCGUUCUGACUACGGAGAACAGGAAAACAUGGUCAACGUUGCGGCACACCCUUGCAGAAGACCGAACUAACGCCGCGUGCCUGAGUCUCGUAGAUGAUGCCUUAUUUGUCGUCUGCCUUGAUGAUGCUGCGCCUGCUCGCACUGAUGGUGGAGCGCAAGCCAAUAAGCCCGGAUCAAACGAAGAUCUUGCAGCGCUGUGCUCGAAUUUCCUGUGCGGGACAUAUGAUUUGAGGGAGGGAGUUCAAGUUGGGACGUGUACUAACAGGUGGUAUGACAAGCUUCAGAUAAUUGUUUGCGCUGACGGUGCAGCGGGUAUUAACUUUGAGCACACUGGUGUUGAUGGCCAUACCGUCCUCAGGUUUGCUGCUGACGUCUUUACGGAAGGCCUGAUGUUGCUUGCCCGAUCAAUCAACCCUUCAGCACCGACCCUCUUCCAUGCUCCCCUGUCUCCUCAUGCUAGAUCAUAUAAGCCGGAGAAACUGGCUACCGACGGCAAACAUGCCACUACAAGCCCCAUUCAAUCGCCUGCUCAUGAGUACGACACGGCGCCGGUCAAGCUCAUAUGGACGAUGACCCCACCUAUUCGUGUUGGCAUCCGCUUUGCGGAGACUCGUUUGAGUGAUUUGAUUUGCCAGAAUGAUUGCCAAGCUUUGAAAGGGAGAACAGAAUGUAUUUACGAGGCUGCCAUGACCAAGGCUUUCCUGCACGGACGUACGGAAGCCAUUCGAACAGUACAGCCGCUUAGCGUAGAAUUUACCAAGGUAUUCUACUCCGAGGCGUCGAAUGAGGAGAAAGUCAAUGCCUUACGCAAAGCUUGCGAGGGUCAUGUUGCUCUGACCAAGGAAUGUAGUCAGGGUCUAGGUCAAGAUAGGCACCUUUACGCACUAUACUGCUUGCACCAACGCCAACACGACGGAGAUCUUAAUCUGCGCCCUGAGGACCCGGUUCCAGAUGGUGACGUGAUUGAGGACGAGGUGCCAACCCCACCGCUGCCUUCCAUCUUUGCAGACCCUGGCUGGAGUCUUCUAAGUACGUCUAUACUUUCCACUUCGAACUGCGGAAACCCGGCGCUCCGCUUGUUUGGCUUCGGCCCCGUUGCUGCGGAUGGAUAUGGUAUUGGGUACAUCAUCAAGGAGAAUGGAAUAAGCGUCGUCGCAGCUUCGAAGCAUCUGCAGACCCGGAGGUUCUUAGACACGCUGCAAAGUUACCUGUUGGAAAUUCAGCGUGUGCUUGUUCAGUUGUAUUUGUCUGCCAACGAACGUCCAGCGCCGUUUGUCGACCACUCUGGAGUGCUCCGAGAUUCGAAGACCGGCAGGCCUAUCAAUGGUGCAACUAAGGAUUCGGAAGAUGCGGCCGACGGUGACUAUGAAGACACCAUGGCGGGAUAUUCUUUCUUUGACACCGGAGAUAUAGAACUCCUUGGCGGCCGCAAGCGGAGCGCUCAUGCUAAUAUUGGGAAAGUGUUACCAUUGUCCGAAUACUGAUAGCGACUGCGUUGUAAGGAAUACCUGUGUACUGGAUGGUUGUAUAUUGUUUUGUACGGCGGCAGCGGCGGCGUAUAUGAGCACGAAUGAUCACGCAGAUAUCGUGUGAUGGGUAGACAUCCAAGGCAAAAUAAGAG
Molecule: messenger RNA, 2683 nt
Organism: Pisolithus orientalis
Lineage: Eukaryota; Fungi; Basidiomycota; Agaricomycetes; Boletales; Pisolithaceae
Product: carnitine acetyl transferase
Exons: 17
Coding region: 348-2546 (732 amino acids)
Biological process (GO): carnitine metabolic process
Cellular component (GO): mitochondrion
Molecular function (GO): carnitine O-acetyltransferase activity
Source: RefSeq, a predicted model, not a curated record